AAUGGGGAAGAGUGGAAAAAGGCUAAAAGUAAUAUAUAAAUAAAAAAGCUAGAGGCUAGAGAAGCUAAUGGAUUAACAGAAAUUGUAGGUUAUAAGUGGUGGAUAUGUGGCUGAAAUAGCUAGUUAAUGGCAAAACUGAAAAUGUUGGAAGAAAAAGGAAAAGUUAAUGGUUAAAACAUUUAAGGGUAAUGGAUUAACAGUCUGUUAACAGAUUGUUAGCUUGAAAAUAAAAUUAGGGGUUCAAACAACAGUAGGCUAAUAACUGUAAGGGAAAAGUUAUGAGGAAAAAGGCUAAAGUAGUAAAUGAGUGGCUGAAACAACAGUAAUAACUCUUAGCUAAAUAAAAGUAAUGGAUAAAUAGUUGAAAUUAUGAGUUAAAAGUGGUGGAUAAUUGGCUGUUAUAGUUAGCUAAUGGUGAAAUGGCAAAAGUAAAUGGAAGAUAGUUAGCUAAAAGUUAUGAGGAAAAAUGCUAAAGUAGUAAAUGAGUGGCUUAAACAACCGUUAUAACUGUUAGUUAAAUAAAUGUGGUGGAAAAACUAAAAGCAAUGGUUAAACAAUUGUAAUGGAUAAACUGUCAUUUCAGGUGGUAGCAGUAUAUGCACCUGACCAAAUUGCCCCCUCAUCACCUACAAAAAUACAGUUUCCUACAGAAAUACUAAAUGGCCAACAGAAACCCUAUUACCGUUGUUAUUAUGAAUCACAUUUACUGUUUGCCUGGGAGACCCCCUGGAAAACCACAGUGAGCUAGCGGCUGCCGGUGGCUACUAAGCUAACCGACUCGCAUUAGGACCCAGUAAAACUUCACUCACGUCAAACCUCCUUGGCCAAUAACACAUCCGUUAUUUGCAGCCACAUUGUUGCUUCCCGCAUUCUGCAUCUGUGCUGAUAGAUACAUUAAAUAUUAUCUCUGAAUGUAGACAAAGCAUUUCCCUUUUGAGGAGAGAGCUGGUUUUCAAUCUAGCCACUGCUAUCUCGGUUUUUAAACUAUUACGGGAGCGCGAUUCACCCACAAGGCCAACACACUCCUGCAGCUGUUUCACACAACAUGAGCGACCUCGUUUCAUGUUCACUUAAAUGUCAUCCACUGUCCCUUUUAUCGUAUUGGCAACUUUAUUUCACAGCAGUUGAGGGUCUAGUCUGAAGGACAUAACUAGAUGAAUAAGCAGGAGAGGACUGAGGUGCUGUCAAACAGGAUGUAAGCCACUUUUCAGUAAGGCAGUAGUGCCAUCUAGCUUCCUCAUGAAAAUGUUGUGUCUAACUGUGGCCUUAGCAUAGCAAAGUGAGUCAGUGAUUGAAAGUUUAAAAAAGGUCAAUGAAUAAAAUAAUUGUUUGUGUAUAUUAGACUAACUUUUACCUACAGUAAAUGGAGGGUAAAAUGAUUUCCUAGAUAGAUGAAGUUAAAAAAUACAUUCAUAGUUGCUAUCUGAUAUCUGCAGACACAACACGUUACCCACCACCCCCUCAAGUGCAGUUUUACCAGUGGCAGAGGAAGCAUUCAGAUACUUUACUUGACUAAAUGCACUAAGUAAAGUUUGUAUAAUCAGAAAAAUGUACUUUAAGUAUUGAAAGUAAAGGUACUCCAUGUAGAACAAUGUCCCCUGUGAGUGUUAUACUGUUAUCAUUAUUAUUAUUAUUGAUGCAAUAAUGUUAGCUGCAGCUCAACCAACUGUUACUUUUUAACCAUAGGCCAAUAAGUCUACAACUGAUGAUUAUUUUCCAUUAUGGAUUAAUCUUCUGAUUAUAUUCUCAAAUUACUGAUCAUUUUUUUGUAAGUUGUAAAAUUUUUGAGAAAUGUUUAUCAUAAUUACACACAGCCCAAAGACACCUUCACAAUACUUGUUUUGUCCAACCAGCACCCUAAACCUCCGAAUUAUUUAAGAUAAAUUACAAUUAUUAAAAGAAUUACCAGGAAAUAACAGCAAAUGGAAGUGGAAACGAUUAAAUUUGUGGCAUUUAACAACGAAAAUGACUCAUUAUUAGAAUAAUAUAAUAAUCAUUAAAUCAUUGACUGACAGUACAUACUGUUGGUAGUUUAGCCUAUAACAAAGCAUCAUAUUUUAAUAGCUCACAUUCACAGACUCAUAGACACCCCUCCCGGAUGUUAUUAGGUGAGUGGAACAAAAAUAGCCCUGACAUGUCUUUUGCUGUGACCAAGCCCCUCUCCGCUUGGCUCUGUCAAUCAAAAGCCAAAACAAGAUGGCAGGCUGCAGGAGCUGGGUCUUCUUCUAUACAGUUUGUGCUGUCAGUGUGUUUGGGGCCAAUGCCGAGAUCAAAGUUUCCACUCCUGUUGGGAAGUUAUUUACAUAUGAGCUGAUGAGAGAGACUUUCCAGAACGACUUUGAACCUUUGUCAAAACUCUACGCUGGGCGCUUGUAUGAUGACCCCAUGAUUUUUAAGUGCAACAGGCAGAAUUACCCAGACCUACCAGAGUGGCUGCGCUUCACCCAAAGACAGCCCUAUGAUAAUGGCUUCCUCUAUGGCACACCAACAUCAGCAGGAAAACAUAUAAUUGAGAUCUAUGCUGUUAACAAGCGGAGCUAUGAAACUGCCAGACACAUACUUGUGAUCAGAGUCACUGCACAGGACAUGUUACCCUAUCAAGCCGAGUUCUUCAUCAAGCUGCGGGAGAUUGAGAGGGUGCUGCCCUCUUCUGUUCAGGAUGAGAUAAAGCAGGAUUUACAGAAGCUGUGGAACACAGAGGCCUUGGAAAUUGUUAAUAUAACUAACGCCCUUGACCGUGGCGGAAGAGUUCCCCUCCCUCUCGCAGGACACUUUGAAGGCGUGUAUGUGAAGGUGGGGUCCGAGGAGUAUUUCUCCGACUGUCUCCUGAGGGUCCUGACACCAGAGCACCAGAAGCAGUGCACAGCAGGGGCCAGAGUCAAGUCCCCGGGAGGCUGUAACUUCUGCCGCAUUCCCAGCAACUGUAUCACCUGGUGCAAGACGGAGCUGUUUGAUCUGAAAAAGCAGGAGCCGACUCCACCUGCUCCCACGAUGGGCUCGGGGAUACUGGAGGAUGGAGGUGUCUUCGACCCUCCUGAGUCUCCCCCAAGCAGAGACUACUUCCCGGACUACAUCGUGACAGUGAUCGUGCCCCUGAUCCUCGCCAUCAUCCUGUGUCUGCUGCUGGCCUACAUCAUGUACGGCCGGCGAGAGGGAGUUGCAAAAAGGAAUGCAAGGACAAACCAAAUUCAGCUGUACCACCACUACACCAUUCACAAUAACACAGAUGAGCUGAGGAACAUGGCUGGAAACCGAGGUGCUCCUCCACCUCUGUCCACGCUGCCCAUGUUCAACAGCCGGACUUUGGAGAGGGCUCCGCCACCGCGCUAUGACAGCCCCGUCCCCCUCAUCAUGGCCCAGCAUGAUCCCUACUGUGAAACACUGCCCAGAAAAUAAGAACAAUGAUGGAUAAAGUGUCAUUCUUGCAGUCAGUAUAUUGCUCUAUAUUUGCAGUGGGGAAUUGUGUUUUUUCUUCUUUAGGUCCCAUUCACAUAAAUGAAGAGUGUGCUGUUUUCCAAAUUGUUAUUUGACGUUUAUGAUUUUCUGUAUUCCACCAUCUUUCACUACUAAUAAAAAAUAUUAAAAGCCA
This is a messenger RNA of Seriola aureovittata, 3589 nucleotides long. RefSeq names its product sarcoglycan, alpha (gene sgca). The transcript has 11 exons. Gene Ontology annotation, cellular component: sarcoglycan complex; membrane. The coding region runs from base 2197 to 3396 and encodes 399 amino acids. The record is from RefSeq and is a predicted model, not a curated record. Lineage: Eukaryota; Metazoa; Chordata; Actinopteri; Carangiformes; Carangidae. Gene Ontology annotation, molecular function: calcium ion binding.